AUGGCCGACCUUGACGUCUUGAUGGACGAGACGUUGACGCUCUGCAAAACCCCGCCCGUACCCCGACGCCACCCAUACCGCGAGUUCUACCAGUACCGGAAAUCUCUUCCUGUGACGCCCUCAAAGCCUGAGAUGGAAAUGGUGGGCCAGCCAAUGUUCCAGUUCAGAGCGCCGGCCCCCGCCCCCGCUGGUGAACUGGUCCCCAAGCCGUUGUUCAGCAGAAGCAACAGUCUACCGUCGCGCGCAACACGACCAUCGCUACCUGUGCGACCAUCCGAGCCAUUUCAAUUCAACGCAGACAUUGUCAAAAGCCCCUCACCUCUGUUCAGUAGGAGGAACACGCUGCCAUCGAGGAUUUCUCGCGCCGCUGCCGCCGAAAGAAAGCCCUCGCCCUUGUCGCGCAGAGAGGAUGCACACUCAACCGGUCCGACCCACUUCGCGCCCACGAAACACACGUCACCAGCCGACUUGUCAUCCAAGGACUCGAACACCAGCAAGCGACGCUCUUUCCCGGCACGAGCGUCCAGCGUUCCUACUGCUCCAAAAAGACCGUCUCCACUUUCUGGUAAAGGCAGUUUGCGCCAAUCCGGAGGGGCUGCCCACAUCGCGCCCAUGCAGCCCGUAUCUCCAAUCGUUCUAUCGCCUGCCAUCUCUCACACUAGCUCCGCAGUUUCAUCGCCAACACCCUCUGUCUUCUCCACAGCAGACUCUGCCAGCUUUUCUGCAUCGACACCCUCAACGCCUGCCACGUCGCCGCCCAGUACCCCAAAGUCCGGCACCCAACCACAGGUGUGCUACUUCACCGCAACCACGUGGAACUUCAAGACGUCGCCUUCCCCAGUCUACAUCCCCAGAAACAAGUUGAGGAGGAAGGAUAGCCCGCGAUUCGAGACGCUGAGGACUCUUCGCGCCAAAGAGUCGGACGCAUGUCUUGAGCGAGUAUACGGUCAGCGCACCUCAGCCUACCUGGCAUGGACAGGUUUCGAAGCAUUCACGAACUAA
This is a messenger RNA of Pyrenophora tritici-repentis Pt-1C-BFP, 1002 nucleotides long. RefSeq names its product Tymo-45kd-70kd multi-domain protein. The record is from RefSeq and is a predicted model, not a curated record. Lineage: Eukaryota; Fungi; Ascomycota; Dothideomycetes; Pleosporales; Pleosporaceae.